This is a messenger RNA of Cryptococcus deneoformans JEC21, 2003 nucleotides long. RefSeq names its product expressed protein. NCBI's taxonomy places the organism in Eukaryota, Fungi, Basidiomycota, Tremellomycetes, Tremellales, Cryptococcaceae. The coding region runs from base 40 to 1467 and encodes 475 amino acids. The transcript has 6 exons. The record is from RefSeq and is a predicted model, not a curated record.
CAAUUGCUUAUUCUCUCGUCAGUUCAUUACUCAUACGACAUGAGAGUCACCCUCCCGAAUCCUCUGGGAGAGCCCAUCGCCCUCGACUCUGCAGACUUGCCGAGCAUGGCUGCCAUCCCUUCCAUCGCUCUUUUUACUCGACCUUCGUCACUCAUCGGCAUCUCGCGCCGGCCGCACUUCAAGAUUAUCCUGCUGAUCAUAGGUUUCGUGUUCCUGUUUACAUGGCAUCCAAGUCCUCCUUUCCCUCCGAGCUAUGAUGAAGAAUGGGCGUGGGAAAAGAGUGCGGUGGAUGAGAUAGGGGCCACCGGGAGGAUGGUGCUGUUCGAUAUCCCAAAGGGGACCGGAUUCAAUCAUCAGUUACAGCGUGUGUUAUUACAACACCAUAUAGCUGUGCUUGGCAAUAGGUCACUGGCAUUUGAGCCGUACUACGAGGAUCAGACGUUUCUCCCUUUCAACCCUAGACGAUGGCCUUGGAGGUCAGCAAAGAUACCUCUGUCAGCAUUUAUCUCCACCGUUGUUUCGGGUUUUGAGACGCUCUACGGUUCCCCGCAUGCUGUUCCAUCAUGGUACUACCGUCGUCAAUGUUCAUCAUCCAAAGAAAAAAUAUACACUAUCCGCUCAGAAUCCAAUCCUGAUGGCGAUAUGGAUUUACAAGAUGAUGGACAAGCGAGAAUACAUCAGCUGCAAUUGAUCCUCGCUGGAAACGACGAGAAAUGUAUAAGAAUCAUUGGCGAGCCUUUUAACAAUGAUUUCUUUAAUUCUAAAGCACCUCUUGAUCUAUACGAUUCCUUCGUCCAGUCUCCCGCCAUGAAACAUUUCUCAUUCUCCUCCAGGGUUCUCUCCAUCCUCAACGACCACAUGUCAACACUUGCCCCACAACAUAACCCAUACAGCCUCGCGACCGCGGUAAAUGUGAAGAGCGAGAGCGAGAUUAAAAGUACGAUGUGGAAACAUGUUUUGGCAUUGCAUGUAAGGAGGGGAGAAGAUUGGGAGAAAGUUUGUGAAGGGAAAGGGGAGACUAUUGCCCCUUUUGUAUCAUUUAACAAACUCCCUCUCUUACCAGGCAACGAAAACAUCCCCCCUCCAUCCGACAUGGUCCCUGCUAGCCGAAUGGGUCUCUACCGUGCCAAAUGUCUUCCCGACACAUUGGACAUCAUCGCACGUGCUCGCCGGAUGCGUAAAAACCAUCCCCUCUUGAAAUCAGUGUACAUCCUCACUGACGCGAAUGAUGAGUGGACAGCAAAGUUGAGGAUGUGGUUAGAGAGUGAGGGAUGGAAUCAUGUGUGGAUAGGGAGGGAGGAUGUAUGGGGGGGAUGGAACGAGAGGGAAGUGGGAGUGGCGGUUGAUAUGGAGAUAGCGAGAAGAGCGGGGGUGUUCGUGGGUAACGGAUUUUCAAUGACUUCGUCUAACAUUGUACUCUUACGAUCGAGGGAUGGUAUACAUCCCGAUUUUACUCAAUUUUGGUAAAUUGCUGUAUAACAGUAGGGAUGUAUUUUCCCGGUGCUGCUGGGGUGUUGCAUAAUACAUUCUUAAAGGAAUUCAUCGUCUAUCCCUUCUUCGCUCCUUGUGUCUCUCUCCCCUUUCUCUGUACCUCUCCCUUUCCCUAUCCCUGUGUCUGUCUGCCUCCUUCCCUUCUCUAUCAUGAUGGUGGUCCCUCCUACGUCCAUCAUCCGAGUAUCUCCCUUUCGCAAACCCAAUCUCCUUCCUCGCGCCUGGUACUUGUGUAGCUUUUACAGCUUCUUCUUUACGUUUCUGCUCUGCCGAGAGUGCGGCGGGGCCGUAUGUGGUAAUGGUAGAUUCGAGGCCGCGACGAGUGAGCCAGCCGGUGGAAGGAAAUGCGGUGGCUCGUUCGUCGAUGGAGACAAAUUCGACCUGUUUUAAGUAGUGUUUGUUGUUUGUCAGCAUGAUAUUUGACACCGGGUGGAUAUUGAUGGGAAGAGGGAAAGAGGGCCUUACAAGUUUAGUAUAUAUAUGAGGGUUAGCGAAUGCAGAAGAAGAUAAGA